AAAAAAAAACAAAACUGCGGGCAUGGUGUAGUCGGCUAGCCUGUUAGCCAUUUUAGGCUAUUUAUUAACGUGACAAUAUGUUCAGUAAAAAGUAAUUUUUGUGUUGAUAGGGGAGGAUGUGGCGGGGAUGUGGCUGAAUAAUGGGAAACGUCUUUGGGAGAAAGAGUCGACCUUCUCGUGUAACGGAGCAAGACAAAGCCAUUUUGCAACUGAAGCAGCAGAGAGAUAAACUGAAACAGUACCAAAAGAGAAUCACCUUGCAACUGGAGAAAGAGCGACUUCUGGCAAAGCAGUUGCUGCAAGAUGGCAAGAAAGAAAAAGCGCUGUUGCUUCUUAAGAAAAAACGGUAUCAGGAUCAGCUGCUAGACAAGACUGAAAAUCAGAUUUCAAACCUAGAGCACAUGGUUCAAGAUAUUGAAUUCAUGCAAAUUGAGAUGAAAGUCAUCGAGGGGCUUAAAGUUGGCAAUGACUGCCUAAAGAGUAUGCAUGAGCUCAUGUCAAUAGAAGAUGUGGAGAAAAUCCUGGAUGAGACCCAGGAAUCGAUUGAAUAUCAAAGGCAAAUAGAUGAAAUGUUGGCUGGGGUCUUGACACAAGAAGAUGAGGACGCUGUCUUAGCAGAGCUGGAAGAUAUCACUCAGGGAGAAGAUGUAGCACUUCCAGAGGUCCCCACUGAACCAAUACCAGAGGUCUCAGAAGCAGCUAAAGCAGAGCCAGAGAGGAGAGAAGCAAAGAACAAGCCAGGCAGAGAGAUGCUGGCAGCCUAACAGACUGAAUUUGUGAUCUAUAUCCAGUGUUAAACUGCCUAAAGAGUUGGGAGUUGUUUGGUAUGUGAGGGUGGGACCUGCAUAGAUCAGUGCAUCUUCACUCAUUUUACAGGAUCAGCACUGUCUGUACUCGGUUCACCGCUCCACUUAAAGUGAAAUAUUCUAUUUGUGUCUGAUUUGGUUUAAAAAAACAAAACAAAACUGUUACACUUUAGCUUUUAUUGUAGAAUAACAGGGUGAGUUUUUAGAUGUUUUACACAUUAUUUACAGCUGUCUUACAUAUUAAAUUGAGCUGUGGGAACAACA
Molecule: messenger RNA, 1070 nt
Organism: Archocentrus centrarchus (flier cichlid)
Lineage: Eukaryota; Metazoa; Chordata; Actinopteri; Cichliformes; Cichlidae
Product: charged multivesicular body protein 6-like
Exons: 8
Coding region: 141-764 (207 amino acids)
Biological process (GO): vesicle budding from membrane; late endosome to vacuole transport via multivesicular body sorting pathway
Cellular component (GO): multivesicular body; ESCRT III complex
Source: RefSeq, a predicted model, not a curated record